UCAGUGGCGUACGUUUGGCUCAUCCGUGAUGUGCGCAAAGUGCGAACCAUGAGUGUAGUGCGUAGGGCGGACUCGCGGACCGGCGUGUCGGCCGGGACACCGGUGGUGUCCGGCGUGGAGUCUGCGGUGGAAGUGUCCGUCGGGUGCGGAGACCCGGUGGGUCGAGAAAACUGGAAGCUGGCACAACAGGCAGAACGAGGAGAAGCCAUCGCGGUAGGCGUCGGCUCUGGCGAUUGGAGAAUACACAGCACAUGUGAGGUAUCCGAACAAGACAGUCUUGAUGAUCACUGUUCACAUAUAAACCGUAAGCUAGUGCCAAGAUCUUCGAAAAUGGGUCGAGGAGAAAGACCUAAACUCAAGAGUAGCCGGACGAUCAUGAAUUUGCUCACCAGCAAGGGAGGAAACGACAUGUUCCUGCACGCCGAAUCAUUCCAUCAUUUUUGGGUCACUCUAAGUUCGUUUUACGGCACGCUGCUGGUCGUCCUGAUGUUGGCCAUAUGCUUAAUAGAGGUCAUGGACAACCCGGUCAAGAUGCUUUCCAUGCAGGGUAUAUACCUGAUGUAUUUAUACUUGGGCAGCAUAGCCGUGAUCAUCUGCAUUUACAUUUGGGUGCUGAUCGAUUCGUGUGUAAGCCUGACGUCUGACGAAACUGAAAUGGUCACCACCGACUCCUCGUCGCCGGGCAUGUUCACAUUGAAUCGGUUCAGUUCUUUAAAGCGAGCCCACAUCUCACGGUCUAAGACGUCGGACACCAGUUUCUACCUUAGAAUCGGAGCUCUGAUGUUCGGCCUGGGAACACUAGUGUUCAACGGAUUGGAAAUGGCCAUGCAUUCCAUGAUGGAUAUCAACUGUUUGAACGAUGUCAUUUUCGUGCAUCCCAUACUCCACGGACUGUUUACUUUCUUACAAAUGCAUUUUCUGUUCAUAAACUCUCAAGUUUUGGUUGAACGGUUCGGCUUGGCUGCUAGGUUUGGAUUCAUGCAUUUGGCUGCCACUAACAUUGCGCUGUGGAUACGGCUCAUAAUUUGGGAGAGCGGCAUCGAAUGGGUGUACUUCAUUCACUUGGCUCAGACAUCUGAUAUCGGCGUGUCAGCCGCAUCCUAUGAGUCAGGCAUCCCGACACCUCUGCAGCUCCGUGGAUUCCCCAGAUUCAUCAGUGCAAGAUACACUCGAGACCUAAGAACAGAUACUCAUACGAAUAGCAUGUACAUAGAUUAUAACGGGACAUUUAAGAAUUCGGUUUACCAGCCGGUAUCAGAAAACCACGUGGCACAAGUGGUAACGCUCCAUCAUUGUCUCAAUACCAACUCUCUGGGUCAACUACUGACGUCUUCCAUGCCGUUUCUUUAUCCGUUUAUCGUGCAAUUCAGCUUAAUAGCCGCCGGAGUGACGUACGUGAUGGGUCAAAACGUGGGCGCCAACCAUAUGAAACCGAUGAAACGAGACCAAAAAUCACCACAGCCCAAAGACCAGAAGUCCGGGCAGAACGCACAACCCGGACGAAUGUACGUAUCGCAAGGGGUAAGUUUCUCGGGUGCCAACAAAGGUUUGUUCCUCGGGCUACUGACACUCGUGUUGGUCAUUGUCGUUGUCAUCAUAUUCCUGGUGGUCAAAGACGACCAGGAUUUCGCUCCCAACACCUUAUUUUGGAUGACAUCCAUUACGCUGGCCACCAUACUGUUCACCGGCAGUCUGCUGGGCUGCGUGGGCCUCUACCAGAUCCGCAAGCUCUGCCAUAACGGAAACCGGAUGACCGCGCUCGACUCCAUGCUGUCCACAGCGUCCAGCUCGGGCGUCGUGUUGCACGCCGUGUUCAGCUUAAUGGUUGGUGCCGUCGGCGUAUUCACCGGCAAACCGGACAGCCCGGAACAGAUGGUGGAUACAAUGUUGACGGCUGUGAGUACUCUGCAACUCGUGCAAGUGGCCAUACAAAGUUCACUCAUCGCCGAAGCCUGUCGCAGGAGUUCGUGGUCUAGGCACCAGCUGUUCACCAAACCCGGACGACAGGUGAUAACGUACUUGCUCUGUAGCAACAUGGCCCUGUGGCUAUUCGACUCGUUCAUAACUCAGAGCUGGAUGAGUCAAGAACGGCAAUUGCGAUUCAUGGGCUUACUUAGCUGGGGUUUGCUGUCGAGGAUAUCGCUGCCACUUCUAGUUUUCUACAGAUUCCACUCGGGAAUACUAUUGUUACAAAUUUGGUACAAGUCCUACAGAUAAUUUGUCUGAUAAUUGUCCUGAACCGACAAUUUAAUUGUAUAAAAUUUGUUUUUAUAAUAAAACGAUGUGCAAUAUUUUAUUUAUUUAUUAUUAUUAUCUUUGAAUAAACUGAUACUUUUUGGACUUGA
Messenger RNA from Adelges cooleyi (spruce gall adelgid), 2345 nucleotides. Its product is annotated as proton channel OtopLc-like. Gene Ontology annotation, biological process: proton transmembrane transport. Gene Ontology annotation, cellular component: membrane. The transcript is spliced from 8 exons. Gene Ontology annotation, molecular function: proton channel activity. The record is from RefSeq and is a predicted model, not a curated record. Lineage: Eukaryota; Metazoa; Arthropoda; Insecta; Hemiptera; Adelgidae. The coding region runs from base 49 to 2217 and encodes 722 amino acids.